Messenger RNA from Nelumbo nucifera (sacred lotus), 674 nucleotides. Its product is annotated as costars family protein. Lineage: Eukaryota; Viridiplantae; Streptophyta; Magnoliopsida; Proteales; Nelumbonaceae. Gene Ontology annotation, biological process: regulation of actin filament-based process. The record is from RefSeq and is a predicted model, not a curated record.
GAUGGCUACCUGUUAUCUUCUCUCGUCAUACAGAGAGAGAGAGAGAGAGAGAGAGAACCGAAGAUAGAUUGAUACUUGUAGACCUUCUCAGCAUUCUCAGCAAGGAGAAGUGAGGUUGAUAAGAUGAACGUAGAAGAAGAGAUAGAGCGACUCAAAGAAGAAAUUAAGCGACUCGGUCAGCUUCAAUCCGAUGGAUCUUACAAGGUCACUUUUGGUGUGUUGUUCAACGAUGAUAAAUGUGCAAACAUAUUUGAAGCACUUGUUGGAACUCUUAGAGCAGCAAAGAAACGUAAAAUUGUAGCAUAUGAUGGUGAACUACUGCUGCAAGGAGUUCAUGACAACGUCGAGAUAACCCUCAAAUCCUCACAACCGACAGUGAGUACUGCUCCAGUUGCAUAAAACUGAAAUUUUGUGCCAUUACAUCUUGGUAGCCUUGUGGGGGGUGAAAACCAGUUACUGUAUUAUUUUGUGUGAAUUGAAGACGAUUUCACUUGUUUCAAUUUGAUGAUUGUUAAAACCAUUGUAACACCUUGAUGUUAUAAUUGUAGUAUUCAUUUCCCCUCUGCAAUCUUUGGUGAUGUAAGUGUGCUUAAUUAUAUGAUGAUAUUUUAAGGUUUAUUUACAUUGUACCGUAUCCUCUCUGGAAUACUAUUAAGCGAGUAAUUGCAAAAUCA